Messenger RNA from Danaus plexippus (monarch butterfly), 616 nucleotides. RefSeq lists its product as uncharacterized. The transcript is spliced from 2 exons. NCBI's taxonomy places the organism in Eukaryota, Metazoa, Arthropoda, Insecta, Lepidoptera, Nymphalidae. The record is from RefSeq and is a predicted model, not a curated record. Bases 150 to 557 code for a protein of 135 amino acids.
GUUAGAUAAUUUGAGACUUUAGUAUGAGAUUGUUGAUCAUUGACAUAAUAUCAUAUGUCAAAGUCAGCUGUAACAAAUCGUGACAUGAUUGUAAUAAAUAAUAAAUUUUAGUGAAUAUUUUUAAAUAAUUUGAAGAAUAAUUUUAAACAAUGAGUCGAGCGCUGCUGGUACUUAGGAGACCUAGUAAACUUAACAAAUGGAAAAGGUAUUUCAGUGAUAGUGUUAAGGAAAAUGAACCCAUAAAAUUUUCAACAAGUCAAGCUGCUAAAAGAAAACUUGCAGUACCAAUUUAUCAGAAAAAGUCAGAAACUAUGCCAUGGUACCAACCUUACAGUGUUGUGGGCAGUGUCGCUGCUUUUCUUAUAUAUUUUUGUGUCCUCCGUGAAGAGAAUGAUGUUGAUACGGAAUUCACAAAAACACUAUAUGAUCGAAUAAAAGGAUUGGAGAAAGAGCAAUUAUUACAAAGUUACAGAUACAAUAAAGAAAAUGGUAAAAGUGUAGAAGAUAUCGAAAGAAGACUCAGGGAAAUCGAACUUGAGGAAGCACAAGCUGCAUAGAAUAUAAGACCUACUAUUUCAUAUUAGUGAUGUAUUUAAAUAAAGUUAUUUGAAUGGUU